GUCGUCAAAACCCUCCGCUGCUCUCUUCGGCUUCUUCUACGUCCCUCACAAAAGCGAAGCUAAAAAUACAUGUCGAGAGCGAGAGCGAGAGCGAGAGCGAGCGCUUCUGCUUCUCGGCGCCGCCGAACCGUUCCCAUCUAGGGUUUCCCGUGAAGAGGGGAGUUGUGGCUACACUGUGUUAAAUAUGGCUCCGGCUGUGGAACGAAGAGAGCGAUCUCGGAGGUCGCCACCACCUGCUCGAUCUAAUUCCCUGGAGAGGGAGCGCCGCUCGCCACGUAGAAGAAGCUCCCCUCGAAGAGAAAGAUCGCCAAAUCACCGAAGGGAUAGAUCGCCGGUUAGAACUAGCUCGUCCCAUAGAGUGAGAUCACCCCCGGUCAAAGAGAAGCUUCCAGAACGGGCUAGGUCGCCCAAACACCACCGUCCAAGAUCGCCCGUGGGGAAUGGUGCUUCCUCUCGGUCGCCGUCCCCUCGCACCAAACGGUUGAAACGGGCUCAAUCUGAGAGAGAGGCGGAGCACCCUAGUAGGGAAGAGCGUGAGAAGGGGAAGAAUAGAGAGCGGGGCGAGAGUAGGGAUGGUUCAAGAGAUAGGAGAGAGGAUCGGGAAAAGAAUGAUGGUGGUGGGUUGGGGAGAUUGUCGAGGCGUGACCGUUCAAUCUCGCCAGAGGAGCAUGGCAGAAAGGCUAGGCACGGGUCUCGCUCGCCCCCUAGGACAUCCAAGGCUGGGGAACGUGACGAGGCAUCAAGGUCAAGAGACACUGUGGCAAAUCGGGUUGGUGAUAAUGAUUCUGUUACCAAGAUGAAUGCUGCUGCAGAAGCUCUGGAAGAAAAGGACAAGCACAAACCAUCAUUUGAGUUGUCAGGGAAGCUUGCAGAAGAGACUAACAGAGUUCGAGGUAUAACUUUACUAUUUACUGAACCUCCAGAGGCCCGCAAACCUGAGAUCAGAUGGCGGUUGUAUGUUUUCAAGGGUGGAGAAGUGCUUAAUGAGCCCCUCUAUGUACACCGCCAGAGCUGUUAUCUUUUUGGGAGAGAGAGAAGGAUUGCAGACAUUCCCACAGAUCAUCCUUCUUGCAGCAAGCAACAUGCAGUUCUUCAAUAUAGGCUUGUAGAAAAGGAGCAACUGGAUGGAUUGAUGUCAAAGCAAGUAAGGCCUUACCUGAUGGACCUUGAUAGUACAAAUGGAACUUUCAUUAAUGAUAAUCGCAUUGAACCUCGCCGUUAUUAUGAACUUUUCGAAAAAGAUACUGUUAAAUUUGGUAAUAGUAGCCGGGAGUAUGUGUUGCUGCAUGAGAACUCGGCGGGAUGAGUGGCGGUGUAGAAUCAAAAUUAGAGAUGCGAGGUAUCCAAUUUUCAAGAGAAGAUUGUUUAUGAAGAUACUCUUUGUAAUGCGCUUUGCCAAAAUUGGAAUUGUUUCGACUGCUCUGCUUUGCUUAUUUAUUGUGAGACAGAGAGAGCGGGACAUAAUUGACGAGGAAACAAGUUCUUGUAUGGAUGUAGUGUGGAAGGCUAACUUGUCGCGCUGUAUUUUGAUCCUGGAUGUAGGAAAAUGUGCUUCAUAAUCUCAUGUUCCUUGUUGUCUCUCUAAUGUCUCUGUAGAAGGCUAAUUAACACUUGAAUUGGCCAAAUUUUCAUUGAAGUUCCAAUGGUUAGUUUGAAUUGUUACCAGUGUGGAUUGUUUCAA
Molecule: messenger RNA, 1681 nt
Organism: Ananas comosus (pineapple)
Lineage: Eukaryota; Viridiplantae; Streptophyta; Magnoliopsida; Poales; Bromeliaceae
Product: FHA domain-containing protein DDL-like
Exons: 11
Coding region: 185-1306 (373 amino acids)
Cellular component (GO): nucleus
Molecular function (GO): protein binding; mRNA binding
Source: RefSeq, a predicted model, not a curated record